AUGGGGGAGAACAGUGUCGUUAAUAAAACGAACCCAGCCGGACAUCAAGACAGUGAGAUCGACGCAAGCAGUCAAUAUGAGGGUAACGAAGCAAAUUUCCUGGAGAUACCAAUGAAUGACAACGCUAUCACAGAGGAAGUCGAGGAGAUAAAUUUAGAUAAUCUUAUACCAGGUGAAAGCUUGGUAGGGAUACCGAGAAUGUUUAUCUCAACAGAUGUUCCAUUGAAGUUGGAUUUUUUCUUUUAUGAUAUCGAAGACCCUACAUAUCACUUAGCUCCGAAAUGUAACGACAGACUUUUGGACUGCUUUCGUUUCAUCGCACAGCAGAAUGGGACACAUAUCUUCUGUUAUUGCAUGUCCCAAGGGAAUGGGAGAUUUGAGCGGUUGACACAGGGUCACUUCGGCUGUGGGAAGAUUUGGAUGGAUAUUAAGCGUUACUUGGAGCAAGAGGUAGGUGAUGACCUUAUCGGUAUUUUCAUCGCUCACAUGUCUACAGCGCUGGUCUAUCCGAGGAGAAAAGCAUCACGGAUGUUUGCAAAGUAUUUCCGGCGUGACGGCUUUUUACGAGAACAUUACAUCCUUAGCCAUGAAUACCUUUUCAUCCAUACCCCCGCGUGGGGAAGAGUCAGGCAUUGUACGGAGUCAGAGUACGAACCCAAUGAUGUCAAAUUCUUCUCGGACAAGGCCACCCAAAUUAUCAAUGGAGUUACCGUUGAGAUUGGAAUGUUAAAGUUCAAAAUGUUUGAUGCCGAUGUGGAGGACCCGGCUGGCAUAUUGGAGAACAAAAGAUUCCUUCUUGGAAAAUCCGUCCGAACGAUGAAGAACAAAAAGAAUCUCUCGCAAGGCUCACGAAAGAAGAUGAUAGCGGCCGAGGAAAAGUUCUUGGAAGUUGAAAAACGCAUGGCUGACCCAAAUAUCAUUACCUAA
Morchella importuna is the source of this 927-nucleotide messenger RNA. RefSeq lists its product as uncharacterized. Lineage: Eukaryota; Fungi; Ascomycota; Pezizomycetes; Pezizales; Morchellaceae. The record is from RefSeq and is a predicted model, not a curated record. The transcript has 3 exons. Bases 1 to 927 code for a protein of 308 amino acids.